GACCAACAAAAUUACUCCUGCAGUUAGACCACUCCUACAGUAUUUACUUUUUAGUUUUCAAAAUUAUAAUGCAUCAUCAUCAUUACCAAGCCCAACAACCAUUUUACAUCACCACAGCGUAGCAUUUAGGUUGGUCAGCAUCUUCUUAAUAUACCAAGCUUCUAGUUACAUAACUAGCUCCUGGUUGCUAGCAAGUUUGUUGUAUUAUAAUUUAUAAUCCCAGAUAUUCCACCAGGCAGAGUAAAAUAUAGUUAUGGAUCUGGAUACUCUGUUCGAUGCUGCCAUGGCCGGGGAUGCUGAUGCCACUGCCAAAUUGGAGAUGGAAGCUGAUAGACUGUUCAAAUAUGAUGAAGAAACUAUCCUUCAUCUGCAAUCAGUGAAGGGAAAUACAGAACGUGUGAGAUUCAUUUUGAGGGAAUUUCCACACAAAAAUCUUUUGACUAAGCUUAGUAAAUAUAAUCAUUCAGCACUUCACUUAGCUAUAUAUCGAGGAGGACACACCGAAGUGGCUCAGGUCCUCAUUGAUGCAGCUCGCCAUUUGCCUCCUCCUCCUCCUUCAGAUGAUGAUGAUAAUUCAGUGACUUCUUUUCAAGCUUUUCUCAGGCAAGGUGAUAAAGAUAUGGACACGGCCUUACAUGCAGCAGUCAAGUAUGGUCACCUGGAUAUUGUUAAGCUACUAGUAGAGGCCGACCCGACUGAUACACAUAUUCAAAAUGAUGACGGUAAAACACCCAUGUACAUAGCUGUGGAGAAAGGGCUCAACGAUAUAGCAGACAUUAUCUCUACAACUUGCACUGCACCAUCUUUGCUGGGGCCUCGUGGUAGUACUGUGGUGCGUAUUAAAAAUCUGGACCAAGGUAAGAGCCAGGGGGGAACAACAUACAAAAUUAUGGAUAGAUACGCUUUUUAUGUGGCGGCCAUUGAAGGAGAUGAUGAUGCAAUUCAUAAUUUGGAAAUGCAAGCUGAUAUAUUCAACGGAGGGGAAGAAACUAUCCUUCACGGUGAAUCUGAAAAUAAAUAUGCAGAACGUGUGCGAGUUAUUCUGAGGGAGUUUGCAAAAAAAAAUCUUUUGGCUACGCUGACUGCAGAGAAACAAACUGCACUUCACUUGGCAGCAAUAAAUGGACACACUGACUUGGCUGAGAUCCUCAUCGAUGCAGCUAGACAUUUGCCUUCUUCAGAUGAUGAUAAUACUCGUGAUAAACCAGUUACUUCUUUUCAAGCGUUUCUUAGGCAAUCUGAUCUGAAUGAGGACACUGCCUUACAUAAAGCAGUUUUGAAAGGGCACGCUCCUAUUGUUAAGCUAUUAGUAGAGGCGGAUCCAAGUGAUACACAUAUUCAAAAUUGGUCUGGUGAAACACCAAUGUACAUAGCAGUGGAGAAAGGGUUGAAUGAUAUAGCAGAGAUCAUCUCAACAACUUGCACUGCUCCAUCUUUGCUGGGACCUGAUUGUAGUAGUGUUGUGCCUAACAAGAAUUUGGACCAAGCUAAAAGCCCUGGUGGAACCCUCUAUAAAAUUAUGGACAAAGAUGCUCUGUAUUCAGCUGCCAUUGCUGGAGAUGAUGAUGCCAUAGCUGCAUUGGAGAUGCAUGCUGAUAAACUGAACAAAUACGAAGAAACUAUUCUUCACACAGAAUCCGAAAACGGAAAUACAGAACACGUGCAAUUUAUAUUAAAGGAGUUUGCUGAGAAAAAGCUUCUGGUCAAGCUUAACAAAUAUAAACAGACAGCACUUCACUUAGCAUCGUGUGAAGGACAUACAGAAGUGGCUGAGAUCCUCAUUAAUACUGCUAGACAGUUGCUCCCUCCUUCUCUAGAUGAUGAUAAUCCAGUGACUACUUUUCAAGCUUUCCUUUGGCAAGCUGAUGAUAAAAUGGAGACUGCCUUACAUGAUGCAGUUAGGAAGGGUAAUGUGGGCCUUGUUAAGCUAUUAGUGGAGGCGGAUCCAAGUCAUCCGCACACACAGAACAGUGAAGGUGAAACACCGAUCUACAUAGCUGUGGAAAGAGGGUAUUACGAUAUAGCAAAGAUGAUCUGUACAACUUCCACCGCUGCUCCUAAUUUGGAUGCUCCUGCUGGUAGGACGACUGUUUUACAUAUUCUUAUCAACAAUCUCGACAAAGCAGGGGCAGAAGAAGAAGCAACCGCUGUAAUUAAGUUAAUCAUUAAAGCAGUCAAACAUGCAAAUAAGCAUGGGACCUCAGACGAGAGAGAUCAAAGGUUAAUGCAGUUCUUUAAUAGGACUGAUGAGAAGGGACGUAUGAUUUUAGAACUGGCAGUAGAGGAAAAUCAUCUGGACGUGGUUAAACUGAUACUGGCAAAAAAUCCAGUUUAUGGCCGGCGCAUAUGGCGCAUGUAUCCUGAAUUGAUGGGUAUCAUGCCUUUAAUUUACAGAGCCAUGGAUAACGAGAAACAUGAUAUCGUCAAUUUACUCACUCAAACAUACCAAAGAGGAGUUCAAAUGAUGCAAUUCCAAAAGGAGGUCCAAACCAGGGAGUCUGCCAAUGUGCACCAAUUCAUAUCUGCCAAUGUGCACCAAUUCAUAUCUGACAUGGACAGGGGCAACGAAGAAUAUGUCCUCAGUGUGCUAAAUAAUUAUGACCUCAAAGAGCUUGUAACAUUUCAUGACAAUCUUGGAUGGACAGCACUUCACCAUGCAGUAUAUUAUCAACAUAAUUUGAUAAUUGACAAGAUAAUACAAGCACAAAAGAGAUAUGGGCAUGGAUUUGUAUAUCCAGAUAGGAUAGCCACACCGUUCCAUAUAGCAGUCCAGAAAGGAUAUAUGACUACUCUGCAACUUCUAUUAAAGUUAUGGCCAGCGACAUCUUUGACAUUUACUGGUAGUGAUAGAAAGGGGCAGAAUAUACUACAUUUGGCAGCAUUGCAAAGUGGAAAAGAGAUGAUACUGUGCAUUUUAAAAUAUUGUCCAGAAGUGUGCAAGGAGGACUUUGUAAACAAGAAGGAUGAUAAUGGGGAUACACCUCUUCACUUACUUAUCGGUCGUGGUUGCUUCAUUCCAGAAUUCUGUACAUACAAAGGACUCGAUACAAGGAUUGAAAAUAAGAAAAAAUGGACUCCUCGUGACAUGUUGUAUUUUGAAGAUCAAAUUAUGGAGGAUCAGGUACAAAUCAAAAUUAUACUUGAUGGUAUCCAAACGGAUCCUAUACGGGAUAAUAAGUUCUCCCGUUCCGUGGUCCCAAGUAAACGAAUGAGAAAAGAUGUGAUUUUUAAUGAACGAGCAAAACUGAUGAUACAUGAAAAGUAUACAGCAAUGAAAGAAGAUCCUGAUGUCAUUGCCAAUUGUUUUGCCGAUGCCAUUGGGGGAGAUCCUAUUUCCAAAGCUGCAUUAAGGAUGAAAGCUGAUAAACUGAACAAAUCAGGAGAAACUAUCCUUCACGUUGAAUCAAAGAAGGGAGAUAUAGAAAACGUGCGAUUCAUUGUGACUGAAUUUGCAAACAAAAACCUUUUAAGCAAGAUGGAUAUAUCAGAACAAACUGCACUUCACCUUGCAGCACAACAUGGACACACUCAAGUGGUUGAAGCUCUCAUUCAUGCCGCAAGACUUGUGCCUUCUUCGAAUGAUAGCAAUGUUCAAAACAGUGAAGGCAAGACUCCAAUCUACAUAGCCGCAGAAAAUGGUUACAAAGAUAUAGUAAAGGUGAUCUGUAGGGAUUGCAAAGCUCUGGUUUUAGAUGGUCCGGGUGGUAGGACAACUGCUUUGCAUGCUCUCAUACAGAAUAUAGACCGAGCUUGUACUGAUUACUUGACAGAAGGAACAGAAGGAGAGAGCGAUGUGAUUCGGAUGAUGGUUGAUGCAGCCAAACGCUGGAGUAGUGUACAGGAUUUUGAAGCAUUAUUUAGUAGAACAGACGAGCUGGGAAGAACUGUCUUGCAAAUUGCUGUGGAGAGAAAAGAUGUGAACGCUGUUAGACUGAUACUGAAGGAAGAUCCCGCCAAUCAACCUGGUGGUGAAAUGAAAAGAAAUGGUCUCAUGCGUUUAAUCUGCAAGGCCAUUGAUGACGAGUGUAGUGAUGAUAUUAUCAAAGCACUCUCUCAAACAUACAAAGCUGGAAUAAAGGACCAUGAUCCCAACGACGUGCUUGACUUAAUUCGUGCUAUUCAAGAGCUUGAUAAAGACUCUGUAUUAAGUCUCUUGGGAAAGGCCAAAAAGCUUGUAACUUUUAAAGAGGAUAAUGGGUGGACACCACUUCACUACGCGGUGUAUUACGAAUUUGAUGCCAUACUUGAUGCCCUAAUAAAAGCACAAAAAGAUUUGGAACACCCAUUUGAUUAUGAAAAUAUGGAAGCAACUCCAUUUUAUGUAGCCAUCGAACGUGGAUAUACUUCUACGUUGGUACGACUUAUGGAAUUAUGGCCAGAUUUGUCUUCUGAUGAGUGCUCUCCAUACACACUCGUUACUCAAGAUGAUCAAAAUAUACUACAUAUGGCAAUUGUUGCUCGGGUUGGUGAAAAUAGAAAAGCUGUUGCAACUGCUGCUGAUAGUAGAAAAGAGAUGGUACAAAUGGAAUUAUGGCCAGCUUUGUCUUCUCAUGAGUGCUCUCCAUACACAUUCGUAACUCAAGAUGGUCAAAACAUACUACAUAUGUCAGCUGUUGCUUGUGCUGGGGAAAAUAGAAAAGCUGUUGUUGUUGCUGAUGCUGUUGAUAAUCGAAAAGCUGCUGCUGAUAACAGAAAAGAGAUGGUACAAAGUAUUUUGAAAUAUUGUCCGAAUAAAUACAUGGACAAGAUUUUGAAACAAAAGGAUAAAAAUGACGAUACUCCUCUCCAUCUACUUAUCUCCCAUGGUUGUUUUAUUCCGGGACUGAUAAAGCAUAAAGGACUUAAUACAAUGGCAAGAAACAAGAGAGAUUUUACUCCUCGGGACAUGCUCUAUGUUGAAGAUGCUACUGUUGCCGAUCAGGUGCAUAUUAAAAUUGCCCUUGACGAGGUCCUGACUAGUAAAUCAGGCUGGAAGCUUUGGGGUAAAAGAACAGAGAAGAAAGCGGAUAUUUGGAGAUGUAAUAAAACCCCCCCAAGUAAACGAAAGGAAAAGGAUGUGAAAUUUGAGGGAGAGAAGAAAAUUUUAGAGAAACAGAGGACAAAGGAUCGAAAAACAUAUAAAAUGAGGACCAACACCCAAAUACUAGUUACUGCACUGACAACCACAGUAACUUUUACGGUAGGAUUUACUAUGCCCGGUGGUCUCCAUCAAAGUGGAGAGGUUGACGAAGGACUAGUGGUUCUUUCCAGAAAGAGAGCUUUUACUGUAUUCAUGGUAUCGGAUGCACUAGCUCUACUCAUGUCAACAUCUUCAUUGUUUUUCUACUUCCUUGAGUCGAUGAAUGAAGAUAUCCACCAAGUGUCACUGCUUAAUGCUUCAUCAACUGUGCUUAACAUUCUUUCUAUUUCGGCAAUGAUGGUGACUUUUAUUGCAGGGACGUAUGUGGUCUUAUCCGACACACCAGUUCUUGCCAUAGCCAUUUGCAUCAUCGGUUCUCUCUUCUUUCUUCUUAUUCUUGUUCUAUGGAUCAUCAAGAUAGUAUUUGAUCGUUACAAAAGAAAUAAAGAUUGAGUAUGCAUGUCGUUAUUUGAACAUGUUUUAAUGAAUCUUCAGAUAUCA
This is a messenger RNA of Daucus carota subsp. sativus, 5620 nucleotides long. RefSeq lists its product as uncharacterized. Gene Ontology annotation, molecular function: protein binding. The coding region runs from base 254 to 5572 and encodes 1772 amino acids. The transcript has 9 exons. NCBI's taxonomy places the organism in Eukaryota, Viridiplantae, Streptophyta, Magnoliopsida, Apiales, Apiaceae. The record is from RefSeq and is a predicted model, not a curated record.